UACAGGUCUUUGUGUCCGCAACAAUAUCGAUCUGAGGACAGAGACCGUGGUUUCUCCCAUUGGCUGCUCAUCAGUCAAAGAGAAUUGACGAACCUCGAUGCCUCCAAUUAUCUUCGGACUAUUCAAGUGAUUUCCUCUGCUCUUCGCGAUUCAAUUUUCUCUUGGAUAGAAUUGGGAUAUAGCCAAGAGAGUGAGAAAGAGCGAUUGGAUUGACACGUUGUUUAUUUGAAGGGCUGGAUGACAGACAACAGUAACUUCUAAAGAUUUCUACACCCUGCAACAUGGCCUGCGCAACGCCAAUGGACGAGUGAGUUUUCCUCCUGGAACCAUCGUCUACUUGUUAUGUGAAACAGUAGUCAGCGCUGCUGCCCCAAGUCUUUUCAGAUCACCAGAGUCGGUGGUGUAGCGGUUAAGCGUUUCGCUGGCACACACAAAAGAGUAAAAGGACCUGACCAGUCAGCAUGAGUCUGCCACCUCAGUCCACGUCCCUGGGUAAGGUGGGCUUGUCCAUCUCUGCUAUUGGGCUGCUUAUCUUUAUCGUGGGCUUCGCAUGCCCGUACUGGCUGACCACCACCAUCGAAAUACCUGUGCUAGGUGCUAACCACAUCAACGUAGGAUUGUUCAAGGCGUGCAAUACUUUCACAGGAUGUGAGUCGAGCAAUGAACCCAAAGAUUGGCAGUACGCCACAGCAGGCCUGGAAGUCUUGGGCCUGUGUCUGUCUCUGGCCACUGUGUCUGGCGCCAUCCUCUAUGUCUGUGUCCUCAACACCACCUGGGUGGCCAAACUCAAAUGGUCAUUUAUAGCGACGGGAAUGCUGGCAGGAUCGGCUGUGAUCGGCGGCUGUGUGGUGUUUGUACUUAACAGAGAUAACGUGAGCGACCUCACUGCAGGAAUCGAAUACGACAUCGGCUGGUCCUUUGCCCUGGGCGCUGUGGGAGGGAUACUGCAGAUCCUGUCGGCUGGCUUGUUUAUUGUCGAUUGUUUUGUCUAAGAAGCUUGAACACUGUGUCAAACGGAAUCCCCUGAGAUGAGAUAUUGUUUUCUUUCUUUCUUUCUCCUUUUCUUUCUUUCUUUACUUAUUUAUAUACAUGUAUUUACUUAUUUAUCUUAAGGACAUUCUUGUCAUCUAUUGAGAACUUUUAUGAUUGCUUGUUUAUUGUGAAUAGUUUUGUUUGAUGGGAUCUUGUCCGGAGUAUUUUGUUGUUGUUGGUAAUCUGUCUAACAAGAUCACGUUAAAUGCCUUGUUUAUUGUUGCUUGUUUUGUCCAACGAGAGCCUGCCUUGCUUCAUAUUUAUCGUUGUUGUUUUUUUGUAUAACGAAAUACAAUGCGCUGUCACGGUUAUUGUGCCAAUUGACUCGUCUAACGAGA
Aplysia californica (California sea hare) is the source of this 1370-nucleotide messenger RNA. RefSeq lists its product as uncharacterized. The transcript has 7 exons. Bases 462 to 992 code for a protein of 176 amino acids. NCBI's taxonomy places the organism in Eukaryota, Metazoa, Mollusca, Gastropoda, Aplysiida, Aplysiidae. The record is from RefSeq and is a predicted model, not a curated record.